AUGGUCGCCGACGCUCUCAUCUACCACCCCUCUGUGGCGCACUACCUGCGCUUCGUCGCAACCACCGUCGGGCGCGACAAGCUGCUGCGCACCCUUCAAUACUUUGCCCGCUUCUAUGCCUGGUACCUCCUCCGCACCAACGGCACGGCUGCGCAGACUGCUCCCUGGGAUGCCAUCAAGAAACAGUUUGGCCUGACCCGCAAGCUGAUGCGCGUCGGCAAGAACGUCGAGCACUUCAAGGCCGCGGCCGCCGCUUCCGAUGCCAAAACCACGGAUCCCAUCCUGCGCUACGCCGCCGUCGGCCGUCAGCUUGGCUACGCCGGCUACCUCUCCUUUGACAUGGCCACCGUCCUAGAUGCCGUCGGCAUCCGCAAGUCGCCCCGCGCCAAGACCCUCCAGCGCGAGGCCUAUCGCUUCUGGGCCAUGGGUAUUGCCUGGCAGCGUCGUCGCCCAGGUGUACACGCUCUAUCCGCCUCCAGCAGGCGCGAGGCGGGGGGUCGAUAA
Messenger RNA from Verticillium alfalfae VaMs.102, 504 nucleotides. Its product is annotated as peroxin-11. Lineage: Eukaryota; Fungi; Ascomycota; Sordariomycetes; Glomerellales; Plectosphaerellaceae. Gene Ontology annotation, cellular component: peroxisomal membrane. The transcript has a single exon. Gene Ontology annotation, biological process: regulation of peroxisome size; peroxisome fission. The record is from RefSeq and is a predicted model, not a curated record. Bases 1 to 504 code for a protein of 167 amino acids.